GGCAAGAAAAUCCAGAGGAAUAUUAUGAAAGAAUUUUACGUGUAUUCGAAUAUGCAGAACCAGUUAUAGCUAGUGCUAAUGCUAAUGUUAAUAAUACAUUUGUCGAUGCAAAUAAAUGUGAUAUUUUAAAAACUAAAAUGGCUGGAAAAUACACUCCCGUACCUGCAAAUGAUCUAUAUACUGCACUAAAUCCAGCUAUAAAUACUCCAGCAACCUUUUUAGCAUGGUUAAAAGGAAAGUAUACUACAGAAACAGUAGGAAGCAAACGGAUGGCAGAAAGAUUUUUAUCCCAAGAACAAUUCAAUCCAACCGAUACACCAGAUAUUCUUACUAUAAUUUAUCGUGAAUUAAAUCAAAAACAAGCUUUUCAG
This is a messenger RNA of Diversispora eburnea, 371 nucleotides long. Lineage: Eukaryota; Fungi; Glomeromycota; Glomeromycetes; Diversisporales; Diversisporaceae. The record is from the annotation of a GenBank genome assembly.